GACGCAACUGCAUGCGACCUGCGGCUGCUCGGUCGCGCUGCAGAUAGCAGCGCCCGAGCGGAGGAGCGCAGCCCUCGCGACGGGCGGCAAAUCGCCAAGUGCGCUAAAGCGGCGCGCGCGCAGGGUUUAGCUUCGUCGGCGGGAGACAACCCUCUCCGAGGCCGAUUAUCUCUCGGCGUCGAGAGAGCACGGAGGGCGGCGCAACGCCUCCAAUCGCCCACUUGCUAUCUCUUCUCCGUUUUUCUUUGUUCCUUCUUUGACGGCGAGGUGAGUGGACGGACGGGCCAGCAUAGGAACGUUUGUAGCAGACGAGCGCCGACGACGUGCGUGGCAGGAAAGACCUUCAGAGAAGCCGGGCACAUCGUGCGUCUGCAACUGCUACGAGUAAAGCUACCGCUACCAGCCGCGCGCGGCGUGCUCUUCCGCGCCGCGCGAGCGAAUGUCGGCGUCGCCGUUCCAUCUCUGGUGCACCUGCAGGAUUACAAAACCAGGGUGGAAAAAAACAAACACAUCUGCCGAGUCGAGGAGAGUCGCCGAUUGCGGCGCGCGCCUUGGUGCGCCUGGAUGCGCGGCUGCAAACCGGGAAGUAGCCUUGUAGCGAGCAGUCGGCUUCGGCGACUCGCUGCUUGCACUCGCGGUGUGCGUGAUACGCGGUCGGAGCGCCGGUGCAAAAGCCAUGGGCCCGCAUUGUCAGGAUUGUGACGUGGAGCAGCGCCGACUACUGCGACUACCUAAGUGUGCGUGCGUGUGUGCCGCGUGAGCGGGCUGAUGGCGACGCUGCGCGGUCAACGCGCGUGCGCGGAGGGCUCCGGGUGCCGGUGGACAUGGCACGGUGCCCCGUUUCCGGCCGUGCUGGAGCUACUGCUGCUGCUGCUGCUCGAGCCGGUCUCGCUGGUCGUUGCGCCGCGGACCGUGCCAACGACCACCGACGACGGAUCGCCGACUGCCCUGCCGCCCUGCGACGUCGACGGAGUGGCUUCGCGGGACGUGACGCUCAAGAACGGGUCAGAGUUCCAGAUGACGUGCACGCUCACUAGGUGGCCUUCGGAGCAGAAAUUCCAGAUGGGAAUCCUGCGCUCGCGCAAUCACCUGGUGCCUAAAUCGGAGACGCGGCUGAACAACGCCACCAGCGUCACCUGGACGAGACCCCACGUGACGGACGCCGAUGCGGGCACCUACUACUGCAUCGUCAGGGGAGGGGCCUGCGAGUCGGUGUACAACGCUACUGGCCUCGUUGUCGGUUACUUCCCGCAGAUGCCUCCUGCCCCUACGUGCUCGGGAGACAAGUUUGAAACAUUCCAGUGUACCUGGGAGACUCCGGACAACCGGGUCGAGACACGGUACGCCGUCAGCCUGCGAGUUGGGCCGACGACAGUGUUCAGCCGCAUCGAGUGUAACAAAACCGUAGGCAUCGAGCCACGAAAUUUAACAUGUCAGCUGAAGACAUCGGGAAGGCUCAUCUACCGGAUCGAAGAAGAGGUCCUCCGCUUCGAGGUCGUAGGAAGCAACAUGUUUGGCGCUAAGCAAUGGGAAUACGUUGUGGACCACUUCGCCAAUGUGGUGCUCGAACCCCCGAAGCGCGUGUAUUGCAAUGCCAUGGCGUUCAAUGCCAGCGUGAACUGGACGAGUUUGCCUCGUAUAUCGACGUUUCCCGACGUCGUGUAUGAAGUGAGCGUAAAACAGGACAACGGCGAAGACAUCUUGAUAUCGGUUCAAAACAGGCACGCCGCCACUGUCGAGGAGCUCAUACCGAACACGCGGUACGAGUUCUCAGUGAGGGUCAAGUUCGCUAAGGCCACUGACAAAGUGUGGAGCCCUUUCAGCCACAGUCGCUACUGCAAGACCGACAAAACACGACCGACAGUGUUGCCCAAAGUGGCUGACAACAGCUUCAUCAUCCAGGACCUCGACGACCGCCGGAAAGUUCGACUUUACUAUCAGCGAGUGCCCAAGUUUCUGUGGAACGGCGACCACAUGAGCUACGUGCUGCACUGGUGCAGCAGCAGCGGCGACUGCGGCUCGCACAGGGUGUCCGGCGAGCGCUCCUACGCGGACCUGUUCAACCUGAGCCGCGUGGAGAGCUACACCUUCCACCUGUACUCGGAGAACGAGCUGGGCCGCUCGCACGUGGGCGUCCGCGUGCUCGUGCCCAGCGCCGACCUCCUCCUGCCACCGGUGCAACACGCCUACAUCAGCGAAGGGAGAGACUCUGCGUCUCGCUUCUCUCUCGCCAAGUGGGAGAAGAGGUGGUCCGACCAGGUGCACCACUACACGCUGUUCUGGUGCAGCCAGGACGGCAAGGACGCGGAGUCCUGCGCCGGCGACGUGUCCUGGGCGACGGUGAAGUCGGCCGGAGACGUCAUGACUGCGGUCGGCUGCGCGUUCGCGGGAAUGUGCAGGUACGGCGUCGCUACUCGAUCGGCGCGGGCCGUGUCGCCCAUGGUGUGGAUCGACUGCAUUGUUCCUCGCAGCAAGGAGUACCAGAACUUAUUCGAAGGACAAGACGCCGUGCACUACGAUGAAAUCACCGACACGGCGGUGCAGCUUGUUUUCCUCACAAAGUGUUCCGGCCUCGUCGCCAGGCGAGUUGUACGUGUAUGUGCCAUCCAGGGUCAGGACGAGCCAGAACGAAACGAGACGUCCUUGGAAGGAGCAGCUGAUACGAGCCUACACAAUGGGUCAGACGCUGAUCUCACGCAGUGUUUCGAUCACGCCGUGGGCCCCGAGAAGGCGGUGCGCCUGUCCGAUCUGGAGCCAGCCACCACGUAUCAUGCCAGUGUGAGGACAGUGCUCGAAGACGGAGCAACGGUUCAUCAUCGCCCUCUCAUCUUCAAGACUCAAGCGAAAUCAUCGUCCUUCAUUGGCACUCCGUUCAUCGUGUUGUACAUCGCCCUGGUGGUCGUCGCCGUUGUCGCCGUUCUCUCCUGGAAACGUGUAUCGGACUACAUCUCGAUGUACAAGAACACCCCCAUCAAAGUACUCAUCCCUGCAGACUUCGCGAAGGAACCUAUCAAGAAAAGCGAAAGUGUCCGCUCGAACCUACGAGAAUAUGUGUUAGGAAGCAAAGACUCUCCCUAUGGAUUGCCACAGAUUGCACUAAGUGAAGCCCAAAAAGUCGAAGACAUCUCGCAGUGUCCAGAACUUGGCCGUCUAUUCGGCGACCUGUACCAAUGCGAUAGCAACGAAGCCGACGCUGCUGAGACGAGAUCUAUGCCCGAUAAGGGUUUCUCCACGAAUCCACCGGCAGCCGGUUAUUCCCUUGUCUCCACCACCCAGGACGAUCCGCGGCCAGACUCAAACGAUGCCUACUCCAAGUUCUCCACGUUUCAGGAUGCCCCCGAGGAGCUGCCGACGCUUUCCUUGUCAGCCAACUACUCCAGGCUGUCCUCGAUGUUCCUGGGUGGAUUCGGCGCACAGUCUGGAGGCGCCGCACCCUCAGUAGCUGAGAAAAAAGGCUACAGCAAAUUCGCAGCCUUCCUCGGCAAACCGAGCGCCGGCGACGAGAGCGAAUCGGAGCCCUUAAAGCCCCCGGACUGCGCUGUGCCUGUGGAAGUGCCACGUCAGGCCCCUGCAUCCCCUUACGUCCAGGUCGGCGAGAACGGCAUCGACGACGUCGGCGAGGUGGAAGGGCGCAUGCAGCCUUACGCCAAGCUGGGAUGCACGACAUCGCUUCCGUUACGCGUUGUUUCUUCUAGUCAAGGACCACCACAGAAAGCGGAAAGCACUGCCUCUGGUUACACCCCGUUUCCGUCGUUGCUGUCGAUGAGCAAGCCUCGCGAGAGCGCACCGAAGGCUUGCGCAAAAGCGGAGUGUAGCACUGCACCGUGGCGUAAAGACGAUACGGCUGGGCAGAGUCAGCCCGAACAGCCCUACACUCGCGUCGGCUUCGACGCGUGCGCGUUUGAGGGCGCACCUUCCGAAGGCCGAAGCCACUUGGACUCUUACACCAUUCUGAACACGUCCCUAGGGGACGUCAACGACGCCCUGCCGGGAGUUCACUGCGCGCCGCCCUACGUGAAGGCGACGCAAGAGCCGUCGAGGGCGCCACACCACGAGGACCCGUCCCAAGUGAAGAGUGACGCGCCUGCCCCGGCUUACUGCAAAGUUGGCGCCCCAACGGCGUCCCGUAACUGUGCGGACUGUGGCGCGAGUGAAGACUCCGGAACCUGUGCCAAACGGCCGGCGGUCGCAGUGCCAUCGUCCAUUGCCGAGGGUUGCUUCGACGUAGCCGCGCUGGCGCCCCUAGAGUGCCUCGAAGGGAGUGGUGGUGUCGGUGGCCGCGAGGAACCAGCCGCAGAGUGGGAUCUGUGCGCGGAGGAGGCGGCCGACCUCUUGAGUGCCGAGUACUCGGGACCAGCUAGAGAAUCGAUGAGCGCAAAACCGACGCUCCGCAGCGGCGGUUACACGUCGUGGGAAGUGCUGGCGAAGCGAAGGGACUGCGACGCGGAUGCAUUCGCGCGUGCUGUAAAGAACGCGUGAUUCGUGUGUAUGUGUGUGUGGGGGGGGGGGGAGGUUAAGGGGGGGUGCUUGAACGGACGGGUCAUUCCACCGUAAUGCUCUAAACCGCGAGGUGUCGUCCGCUUGGGCGCAUAUGAAGCCUCUCGGGAGCGAACUUCUGUAGUGCGUGCUCCAACGAUGCCUAGAGUGACCUUGUAGUUGCGCAAUGCCGAUUGAGGCAUAAAGGAAGUUCCUACUAAGAUUAAUAGAGGUAAAUCUGGUGCUGGCAAGUCGUUUAAUCGGUCUGGGAAUCACAGGUAGUUGACGAAUUCUAUGUUCGGGCAAAGUUUUGUCGAGAAAAGGCACGGAGAAUUUCUCGCCUUUUUGUUUGUUUUUAAUGUUUCUUUGUGAUCUAGCCUCCCGAUAUUUGUUUUGAAGCGUUUCAGUUUUGAACGUCUACAACCAUAAUAAUUCAUCGUUAUAUUUUCAGUGUAUAACUGAAUACCGAUACUUUAUAGGUUAUGUCACGGAUAUCUUAGGCCUCGUGGAUAAUCCCAUUGAUCAUGGGCACAUCAUUCCAUUUUUUUGAUGCUCUGAACAUUUCCUCUGAGGUUCUGAGGAGAAGCGACUGUACCUAUGUUAACGGAACUAAUAAUUAGCCUAUAACGAAGCUGACACGAAACAAAUAGUUACAGGAACGCACGUGCUUAGGAGAAGCAACAUGGACGUAGGAGCUAAGAAGGUGAAGUUCAAGCUAUUCCCAUGAAACUCCUGUGGUACAUGAACCAGCAUAAAGGUGGUUCCAGCGGUAGAUCGCCAGCGGUAGAUCGCCUCUAGUGGUCUAAGCAUGAAACUCUGUGAGCUGUGGGCAAGGUUGCUUUCCGGGGACAACGUCGGAUUCCUCCAUGUUUGCUCCUUUGAGUCAAUCGGAAAGGAAGAGGCCAUCGUUGGAGCAAAUCGGAGAAAGCAAGAUAGUGAAACCUGACAACAUGGCGGAACGUCUUGUGGUUCAGCAUAGUUUCAUCCCAAAACUUCCAGAGGCAAAUCUGGCGCUGCCAUCGUUCGACUACCAUAGGAAUGUACUGGUGGUACGCGGAUUUGUCAACAAGUAAUCUUCGCGCUUGUUGGUUCAGAUAAUAUUCCAGCUUUACUUCUGAUGUUAUCUUCCCAAAUUUCCAAGCAAUCGCAUCUCUCUCUGUAAGCGCAUGGGGGUAAUAAGUUUCUGCGCGCAUGGAUAAUCAAUCGGAAUUGUUGCAAUUAAAACGCAACAUAAAGAAUUACAAUUUCCAAAGUCACAAAGGAGUUUGAACCGAGAAAGAGUAAGUUUACAGGCAAAUCUGCGCACGACCCGUAAUUCACAUGCAAACUCAGCACCACCCUUGCAACUCCCAGCGUCAUUUGCGCCAGAUUUCGCUCUAGUGAAUUUAGUAGGAAGCUAUGCGGCGUUCAAGACAGCCCCUAGGGCAAGAACGUUUAUCAUAGCGUUUUAGCUUGUCCUUAAACAGAGAGCAAGUCUUACUUCGUCGGCAAUUUUCUUACCGUGUGUGGUUUACCGCAGAACUGUGCGGCUGGAUGGAUGGAUGAUUGAGGCUCAACCCUUUGAAUCGGGCGGCGGAGGCGCGCGCCUGGCAGCGACAUCGUGUAACGCAGGGUUUAACCAGGGAGCAUACAAAGCGAGUACUGCGGUGACCUGCCCUCUCCUACGUAACUGCUGGUGUAAAGCGUUCGCAGCCAGAAGAUUGUUAAAGUACAGUCUAUUUCAUGAUUUUGCUUCGACAAGAACACUGACGUGAUAGAAAUUUGUGAAACGCAUCGUAGUUGGACAAAGCGGCACAAGGUGUCACUACCAGCUUUGCUGCCGCCGCGGCUUCGGUAAUGCGGUGAACCGCAAACGGCCACAAGUUUGCCGACUUGCUAAAUCUACCCAGUGUGCUGCGCUUACCGUGCUACCAGACACGUUUGCGUAAAAGUCCGUGUUGGUGGCGCCAUCUUGUGGCGCAGGCAUUAACCAGGUGGCGCGCAGAGCUAUUACUGCCAUGACCAAUCCUUUUCUACUUAUGUGGAAAGCGUCAGCAUUGGCCUAAUCGUUUACAAGUAGUCCUUCUUCCUUCGACGUGAACAGUAACGCAGCAGAAAAAGAAAAGGUUCAAUUGCGUUAUAGUUUGACAAAGCGUCACAAGAUGCCACUAGCAGCGUUACUACUGCCGCUCCCGGCUUCGGUAUCCCGGUAUUCUGUAAAGGGUACAAUGUUUAUGCAAAAGCCAAAGGUGCUUAAGUUCUCUCCAGUCCGUCCACAUGUCGAACGUUCCGUCAGCUUCUGAUGCUUAUCGUGUCUGCUCGGCAAUUUCCGAGGUGCUAAGUGCCUGGAAGUUGAUAGGUACCUGUCGGCAGUAGAACUGCAUGACGGGCAAAAAAAAAAAAAAAAAAAAGAUACGGGACACAGAAAAAAAUACUCUUCUUCAACGUGCUUCAGUACUUAUAUUUUAUAGAGACUUUCAUUGUGCGAGUGCUUCAUCAAAUCUUAAAUGACUAUUCUGAUGUUCCUUAAGGAAAAUCUAGUCGUUUCAUACACGUCUUUCACAGGACCAAGGUAAAGCUCACUACAUAAUUACAUAUGUCGCAAGUACAAUAGUGUCCUCACGUGAUGACACCGUCCAUUUAUAUUCCAAGGCACAACAUGCCACACUGUAUAUAAAUCGGGGUGCAUUGUAAAUGCAGCAAUAAACUUUUGUCUAACUUUUCGA
Messenger RNA from Dermacentor andersoni, 7181 nucleotides. RefSeq lists its product as uncharacterized. The record is from RefSeq and is a predicted model, not a curated record. NCBI's taxonomy places the organism in Eukaryota, Metazoa, Arthropoda, Arachnida, Ixodida, Ixodidae. Gene Ontology annotation, molecular function: protein binding.